This is a messenger RNA of Stegodyphus dumicola, 5970 nucleotides long. Its product is annotated as tyrosine-protein phosphatase Lar-like. The record is from RefSeq and is a predicted model, not a curated record. Gene Ontology annotation, molecular function: protein tyrosine phosphatase activity; protein binding. Gene Ontology annotation, biological process: protein dephosphorylation. Lineage: Eukaryota; Metazoa; Arthropoda; Arachnida; Araneae; Eresidae.
CUUUUAGCCUUCAGAAUGUAUUUUCGAGAUCUAAUUGUUAUCUUCUUAAUCGUCUCUGGAUGUUUUGAUGUUUGUCUUUCCGAUGGCGACUAUUCUCAGCGAGAGUACGUCAAAUUUCUGACCCAUCCACCGAGGAUUGAGACAUCCCCCCAGAACCAAACAGUGCUCAACAACGGCGUGGCAAGUUUUGUCUGCGCGGCGGUCGGUAACCCCAAGCCUCUAAUAGAAUGGAGAAAGAACGGAAAAAGAGUGACCACCCAGAGGUACACAGUGCAGGAGAUGCCGAAUGGAUCUGUUCUCCGCAUAGAUCCGGUCAAGCACGGCAGGGAUGAAGCCACAUAUGAGUGUGUGGCUGAGAAUGGCGUCGGAGAACCAGUUCGGGCCCUUGCCUCCCUUCGUGUUUUAUCAGAGUCUGAGGUACCAUUCGGUUUCCCACGCUUCUCUCUUCAGCCGCAGAUCCAGGGCGUGGAAAAAGGGCGCAACGCUGUCCUCCCUUGCAGGGCAGAAGGAAUACCACCACCCACCAUCAGAUGGCUGAAAAGUUACAUUCCUGUCGAUAUGAGCGAACCGAGAUAUUCGCUUAUGCAAGAAUCAUCCUUACAGAUUACCCAAGCUGAAGAAGAGGAUCAAGGAAGUUAUGAAUGCGUUGCUGACAAUGAGAAAGGCACAGCAGUGUCUGGGCCUGCUACUCUUUACGUUAGAGUUCGUCGUGUGCCUCCUUAUUUUUCCAUACCGCCGGAUGAUGUAUACGAGGUGAUGCCCGGAUCCAACCUCAACAUCACAUGCGUUGCUGUGGGCUCUCCGAUGCCAUAUGUCAAGUGGAAGAAGGGCCUGAUUGACUUGACAUCCGAGCAUGACAUUCCGAUAGGACGGAAUGUCCUGCAACUGACAGACAUUCGGGACAGUGCGAAUUACACUUGUGUUGCUGCCUCCAAACUUGGAAGUAUCGAAGCUGUUGCUCAAGUCGUGGUACAAGGUACGGCGCUCCCUCGCCCCCCAAGCAACGUUCAGAUUUCGGAUGUGACAGCUACUUCGGUACGAAUUGCUUGGUCGUACGAUAUUGGAUCAGAGAAUAUCAUCUACUACGUCAUUCAGUAUAAGCCCAAGCAAACCAACCAAGAAUUUAGUGAAUUGAGUGGCAUCAAUACCAUGUUUUACACAGUCAGAGACCUCACACCGUAUACGGAAUACGAAUUCUACGUCAGGGCUGUGAAUGCUAUUGGUCGGGGAGCUCCUAGCUCCCCGGCUGUGGUCACUACUGGUGAAACAGUGGAUAUCUCUGGAUCUAGCAAACCUGGAAGCGCUCCGCGGAAUGUGCAGGCGACACCACUGAGUUCUAGUACAGUUGUAGUUCAAUGGGAUCCACCAAAAGAACCUAAUGGGCAAGUUACUGGUUAUAAGGUUUAUUACACUACAAGGCCACACUUACCGACGCAGGCAUGGCACAGUCAAAUUGUGGACAACAAUCAACUGACAACAAUCAGCGACUUGCAAACUCAUUCCAUUUAUACAAUACGUGUCCAGGCAUUCACCAGUAGAGGGCCUGGACCACUGUCUCCUCCAAUCCGGAUGAAAACUCAGCUAGGAGUGCCGAGUCAGCCGACAAAUCUUCGUGCAGUUCCUGCAUCUUCCACCACCGUUCAAUUAACAUGGACAAGACCAACCCACACGGGUGCGAACAUUAUUGGCUAUGAACUGUAUUGGAAUGAUACCUUUACGCAACAUGAAUAUCAUCGAGAAAUCCCGGAUAUUGAGAAUUUUAUUUUAGGAGAUCUGUAUCCUGACACCGUUUAUUACAUCUGGGUUGCUGCAAAGUCGAAAACAGGCGAGGGAGCAGCUACACCUCCUGUUAAAGUGAAAACUGAGCAGUAUGCACCGAGCGCACCGCCGCUAGAAGUCACCGGUGUAACACUUAAUUCUCGUUCAUUGCGCAUUUCUUGGGAACCACCUCCGGAGAGUCAAAGAAACGGCAAAAUUACCUUUUAUAAAGUUCUUUACAUGAAAGCCGAAAAACCUCCCGAUCCCUCCACUGCAACUAGCCAACGAGUAGAUGCCAAAGAUAUGCAUGUAGUGCUGGAUCAGCUCAGUACCUGGACUGAUUAUCGUGUGUGGGUGCUUGCAGGAACUGAAGCGGGAGAAGGCCCCUUGUCGGAGGCCAUUGUAAUACGCACCGAUGAAGGAGUUCCUGGUAUGCCACGCGAUGUUGAAGUCAAGUCUCUGAAUAGCACGACGAUUGCUGUCCACUGGAAACCUCCUGCUAAUCGAGACCGUAAUGGUCUCAUCCGUGGCUAUCAGAUCCACGUGCAGGAGAUGAACUCCGAGGGUGAUCUAGUGAACGAGCCAAUGCGGUACGAUGUCGCCGAUGAAGAAGCGGAAGAAUUUAAUGUGACCGGUCUCCAACCAGACACCCAGUAUUCUGUGCAAGUAGCAGCUGUCACCAGAAAAGGAGAUGGGACUCGUAGCAGAGCCGUAACAGUUGUGACGCAGGGUGGAGUUCCAACAAAACCAGAGAUGAGUAUCAAGCUGAUGCAAGAAGAGCCUCAACUGAUAGUGCAGAUCCACUGGUCGAGACCAGUUCAUACUUAUGGACAACUAUUGAGUUAUAGAUUGAGAUACGGGCGGACAGAUGGCGGUCACCGUGAAGAAACGGAAAUUAAUCCAUUGGAUGAUCACACAACUGUCAGAAAUCUAGAUCGUGGCACAAGAUAUGAAUUUCGUCUUUCCGGUAGGAAUUCACUAGGAUGGGGACAAGAAUUCGUUUCUUACUUGGAUACGCCCGAGGGUGUGCCGACUGCACCGCCUCAAAAUCUGAGUCACAACCUGCAAAGUCCAACCACUAUCGUCAUCAGCUGGGACCCGCCUAUUCCUCAGUACCGAAAUGGGAACAUCAAGUACUAUGGUGUACAGUUUCAUAAGGCAUCCGAAAUGAAGUUGCCUGAACAAAACACUACUAGUACGAGACGAGUGUUCAGUUCAUUGGACGAGAAUACAGAGUAUACGUACCGCAUACGUGCCUAUACAAGCCGUGGACCCGGUCCUUGGAGCAGUCCCAUAACGGUACAUACGCCUGGUGAUGUUCCAACAGCUCCCACGAACGUACAAGCCAUGGCUACUUCUGAAUCAACCGUUGAAGUCUGGUGGGAUCAGGUGCCUUACUUCCUAGAUAUACUGGGAUACAAGGUUCUAUACACGCAAAAUGCGGUGGAAGACUUAGAUGAGUGGAACGAGAAAGCGGUACCGUUGACAUGGUCUGCGGAGUUGACAGGUCUGGAUACGCACACUAUGUACGCAAUUCGUGUGGCAGCAUCUACGCGGCAGGGUUUAGGAAGACUGUCUGAGCUUAUUACAGUUAGAGUUACUCCAACAGAUGUUCCAACCCAAUUAAGAGCUCAAGAUGUGACCACUCAUGGGAUGCUACUGACAUGGAAAGCCCCUACAAAAUUGGAUCCUGCGAAAUAUAAGAUUUCUUACAGUGCGCACAAAGAGUUCUAUGAUAGCCAAGAAGUGCUUCAAGAACUCCCCAUUCCUCCUCAGGUUAUUUAUGUGGAUUCUUCCGUAACAGAGCUUCGAGUGGACAACCUAAUGCCCUUCACUAGUUAUCAAGUGAACAUUACUGCCAUUCCUCAAGAUAAUUCCUUCCGACCUCCCGCCAAAAUAACCGUUACCACUGCCAUGGCAGCUCCGAAACCGAUGGUGAAACCAGACUCAUUUGGAGUACAUAAUAAUAUGGAAAUCACAGUUGUUCUUCCACAAGCAUCUGAGGAAUAUGGUCCCAUUAGUCAUUAUUUCCUUGUUGUGGUACCCGAACAGUUCGCUACCAAAGAACCGGAUGAUUUCACUAUAGAAGAACUAACAGCUACAAAACCCGAUCAAACUGGUCCUUUUAUAGCUGCAAAAUUCCUACGUCGAACCAUGCCGCAAAGCUUCUCCUUGGGUGACGGAAAAAUGUAUAUGGGUUUUGUUAACCGCCACUUGUUGCAUGGAGUCCGGUAUAAAGUUUUCGUCCGUGCCGUCGUGGAUACUCCUCAUAAAAGUCUAUACACCAGCAGUCCUUUUUCGGAUAGUUUGAGCCUGGAUAUGGCGGCAGGUUCAGGCCACCCCGUUGUAGGCAGUGGCGGAAGCUGGGAUAAAACCGAUCGACCGGACAUAUCCGAAAUCGACGGAAGUGUGGAGGAGGCUGGAGUUAUCUGGAUUGUAGCCCCUGUCCUCUUAUUACUCAUCAUCGUCACUUUUGUUGUCGUUUUGGUUUUGCUUAGAAGGCGUCGACAGUUAGCAAAGACGCCUGCUGGGGAAACAACCAUGAAACUUCUAAUGAAUCACGCUGAUCGUGAGAUGGUGGCGCACCCUACGGAUCCAGUUGAAAUACGUCGCAUCAACUACCAAACACCUGCUAUGAUGAGCCAUCCUCCAAUUCCAGUAUCCGAAUUAUCCAAUCACAUCGAGAGACUCAAAGCAAACGACAAUAUUCUAUUUUCUCAAGAAUAUGAGUCAAUCGAGCCAGGACAGCAAUUCACAUGGGAGAACUCUAAUCUUGAAAUCAACAAACCCAAAAAUAGAUAUGCUAAUGUCAUAGCAUACGACCAUAGCAGAGUUAUUCUUCAACCGCUGGAUGGAAUUCCAGGAUCGGAUUAUAUUAACGCCAAUUACUGCGAUGGAUAUCGCAAACAUAAAGCUUACAUCGCCACUCAAGGACCUCUACCAGAAACAUUUGGCGACUUUUGGCGAAUGGUUUGGGAACAAAGGACAGCAACAAUAGUUAUGAUGACAAAGUUGGAAGAACGCACCAGAAUAAAGUGUGACCAAUAUUGGCCAAAUCGUGGUACUGAGACGUAUGGAGUCAUGUAUGUUUCAUUUGCCGACAUUCAAGAAUUAGCAUCGUAUUGCAUCAGGACAUUCUAUUUACAAAGAGUGGGAUUUCCAGAGAAAAGAGAAGUUCGACAGUUUCAGUUCACGGCUUGGCCAGACCAUGGUGUUCCAGAGCAUCCCACUGCAUUCCUUAUGUUUCUGCGAAGAGUACAAUCAAUGAACCCUAUAGAUGUUGGACCCAUAAUUGUUCACUGCAGUGCUGGUGUUGGUAGAACAGGCUGCUUCAUAGUCAUUGAUUCCAUGUUGGAAAGACUCAAACAUGAAACCACAGUUGACAUCUAUGGUCAUGUUACUUGUCUUCGGGCACAAAGGAAUUAUAUGGUCCAGACCGAGGACCAGUAUGUAUUCGUUCAUGAUGCAGUGCUGGAAGCUGUGAUAGCAGGUGUAACUGAAGUACCUGCACGGAGUCUCUAUACUCACAUACAGCAAUUACUGCAGGUUAUACCUGGGGAAAACUGCACAGGGAUGGAAUUAGAAUUCAAAGGAUAUCGGUAUAAAAAUGCUUAUAUAGCAACACAAGGCCCUCUGGCAGAGACAACAGAAGAUUUCUGGAGAAUGCUGUGGGAGCAUAAUUGUAAUAUUAUAGUCAUGUUAACCAAAUUGAAAGAAAUAGGAAGAGAAAAAUGUCAUCAAUAUUGGCCAAAUGAAAGAUCACAGCGUUAUUUGUACUAUGUUGUAGAUCCCAUUACAGAAUAUAAUAUGCCACAAUACAUCUUGAGAGAAUUUAAGGUCACAGAUGCCAGGGAUGGCCAGUCUAGGACAAUUAGACAGUUUCAUUUUACAGACUGGCCAGAACAAGGUGUACCUAAAUCUGGAGAAGGUUUCAUAGACUUCAUUGGCCAAGUGCAUAAGACAAAAGAACAGUUUGGUCAGGAAGGACCAAUUACAGUACACUGCAGUGCUGGUGUAGGAAGAACUGGUGUUUUCAUUACUCUGAGUAUAGUGCUAGAACGAAUGCAAUUUGAAGGUGUUGUCGAUAUUUUUCAGUCUAUUCGUAUUCUUCGCACACAGAGGCCAGGAAUGGUUCAAACAGAAGACCAAUACCAGUUCUGUUACCGAGCAGCUCUUGAAUACUUGGGCUCCUUUGAUCAUUAUACCAACUGA